CACUCUACGGCAGUGGGUUUGGGUUGGUUUAUUGCCCUAAGAGGAGUCUCUGGGUUAAGCAUUUGACUACUAGCUGAAAGGUUGGUGGUUCUAAGCCACCCAGAGGUGCUUUUGGAGAAAGGCCUGGCGAUCUGCUUGUGAAAAAUCACUGCCUUGAAAACGCUGUGGUGUGCAGUUCUACUCUGCUCACAUGGGGUCACUAUAAGUCCGAAUGGACUCGACUGCAACUUUUUUUUUUUUUAAUUGUUCUAAGCUUUGAGAAUUCAAUGGAGAUGAAGCUGCUACCAUCCCUGGCUACAGGGAGUUUUUGUUCUAGUAAGGAAAAACAAGAAAACUAAACUUGUCCUCCAGUUGAUCCCAACUCAUAGUGGCCCUAUAGAACAGAGUAGAACUGCCUCAUGGUGUUUCCAAGGAGCGGCUGGUGGGUUCAAAUCACCGACCUUUUGGUUAGCUGAGUAGUUUAGCCUCUACGUCACCAGGGCUCCUCUAGUUAGGAAAGUAGACCAAAAAUAAAUAAAAAUAACAGAUAGCAAUAAAGUACUAUUUAGAAAAUUAGAAUAGGACCAUCUGAUAGUGGUUACUUCAGAAUGGUUAGUCAAGGAAAGCCUUUCCAAGAAGGUGAAUUUCACCUGAAAACUAAAUAACAGGAAAGAGCUAGGCAUGCAAAUAUCAGGGUGAAAAAAAAAUGCAUUCCGGGACAGAGCUUGGCAAGUUAGAAGAAUAGAAGGGAACCACUUUGUGGGUAAGAAGGAAAUUGGUGUGUGAUAGGGUUAGAGAGGUAGGCAGUGGCCAGAUCAUGUAAGCCAGGGUACUGAGUUGAGAUUUUAUACCACAUGUGAUGGGAAGCAUUCAUCUCAUUUAUGCUGACCUGUGAUGAAUGGACUGUGGUUGGGGGACUGGUCAAGAGACCAAUGCAUUAGUCCAAGGAAUUAUGAUGACGGCUUGGACUAGAGGGAUGAUAGUGGAAGUAAAGAGAAGUGGGGGAAUUUGGGAUGUGUUUGGAAAUAGCACACCUUGCUGAUGGAUUGGGUGUGGAGAAGUGAGGAAAGAAGAACAAAUGUUGACGUCUUUAGUUUUUGCUAAGAUGUGUUUAUCAAGGUGGUGAAGACUGGGGGAGCAGCAGAUUUAGAGAAAUGAUAAAUCAAAAUUUCUGUUUUGGCUAUAAUAGACUAUUUGUAGUGUUUAUGAGACAUCUAUGUAAAGGUGUCAUGUAAGCAUUCGAACAGACUAGUCUGGAGUUUCAGAGAGAGUCAGGGUUGAGUAAAGUCAUGGAAUAUAUUGGCGAAUAGCUAGAACCAUAUGAAAUUGACAUUUUUGGCCAAAAAUGGUUGAAGGCUGGCAGUUUCAUUGGUUUAGUUUCUUAGAUGGUAUUCAAAGCCACGGGACUGGACAAAGUCACUUCGGAAGAGCAUGUAGAGAGAAGAGAAAGAAGGAGGCCCAGAAACACUUAGAGGUUGGGCAGAAGAGUAGGAGCCAGCAUAAAUGUCUGAGAAGGAGCAACCAAUAGGAACCCAACUCAUCUCUCCAGGAAGGGGUAUCUGCAGAGAUGUCCCCAGUCCUUCACUUCUAUGUCCGUCCCUCUGGCCAUGAGGGUGCAGCCUCUGGACACACUCGAAGGAAGCUGCAAGGGAAGCUACCAGAGCUGCAGGGUGUCAAGACGGAGCUGUGCUACAAUGUGAACUGGACAGCUGAGUCUCUCCCAAACAGAGAGGAGAUGAAGAAGCUAAAGUGGCUAUUUGGCUGCCCCUUAUUGCUGAAUGAUGUCGCUCAGGAGUCCUGGCUUCUUCCUGGCCCUGAUGACCUGGUGUUGGAGGUCGGGCCCAGGCUGAACUUCUCCACCCCAACAUCCACCAACAUCGUGUCGGUGUGCCAGGCCGCUGGACUGGGGGCAGUGGAUCGCGUGGAGACUACCCGGCGCUACUGGCUCUCGUUUGCCCACCCCGCUCCGGCUGUGGUGAAGACUGUCGCUCUUGCUAUCCUGCAUGACCAGAUGACAGAGCAGUACUUCCCUCAUCCCAUCCAGAGCUUCUCCCCUGAGUGCACCCCCACACCCCUCAAUGGCCCCAUCGACAUACUGGGUGAGGGCCAGCUUGCCCUGGAGAAGGCCAACAAGGAGCUAGGUCUGGCCCUAGACUCUUGGGACCUGGAUUUCUACACCAAGCGCUUCCAGGAGCUGCAGCGGAACCCCACCACCGUGGAGGCUUUCGACUUGGCUCAGUCCAACAGCGAGCACAGCCGACACUGGUUCUUCAAGGGCCGGCUCCACGUGGAUGGGCAGGAGCUGGCUCACUCGUUGUUUGAGUCCAUCAUGAGCACCCAGGCAUCCUCCAAUCCCAACAACGUCCUCAAGUUCUGUGACAACAGCAGUGCCAUCCAGGGAAAGGAAGUCAGGUUCCUGCGGCCUGAGGACCCUACACAGCCAAGCUGCUUCCAGGAACAGCAGGAGCUGAGACACGUCGUCUUCACAGCAGAGACCCACAACUUCCCUACAGGAGUAGCCCCCUUCAGCGGUGCCACCACGGGUACUGGGGGCCGGAUCCGAGAUGUCCAGUGCACAGGCCGUGGGGCCCAUGUGGUGGCUGGCACUGCCGGCUAUUGCUUUGGAAACCUGCACAUCCCAGGUUACAGCCUGCCCUGGGAGGACCCAAGCUUUCUGUACCCUGGGAACCUUGCCCAGCCCCUGGAGGUUGCCAUUGAAGCCAGUAAUGGGGCUUCUGACUACGGCAAUAAGUUUGGGGAGCCAGUAUUGGCAGGCUUCUCCCGCUCCUUGGGCCUUCAGCUUCCUGAUGGCCAGCGGCGUGAGUGGAUCAAGCCCAUCAUGUUUAGUGGAGGCAUCGGGUUCAUGGAAGCCAAGCACGUGAGCAAGGAGUCCCCAGAGCCAGGCAUGGAGGUUGUGAAGAUUGGGGGUCCUGUGUACAGGAUUGGAGUUGGGGGUGGAGCUGCUUCAUCUGUGCAGGUGCAGGGAGACAACGCCAGCAACCUGGACUUUGGCGCUGUGCAGCGGGGAGACCCAGAGAUGGAACAGAAGAUGAACCGUGUCAUCCGGGCUUGUGUGGAGGCCCCCAGGGGAAACCCUAUCUGCAGCCUCCAUGACCAGGGCGCUGGUGGCAAUGGCAAUGUCCUGAAGGAGCUGAGUGACCCAGCUGGAGCCAUCAUUUACACCAGCCGCUUCCAGCUUGGGGACCCAACCCUGAAUGCCCUAGAAAUCUGGGGGGCUGAGUAUCAGGAGUCAAAUGCACUCCUGCUGAGGCCCCCUCACCGGGACUUCCUGAAUCGGCUCAGUGCCCGGGAACGCUGCCCGGCCUGCUUCGUGGGCACCAUCACAGGCGACAGGAGAAUAGUGCUGGUGGAUGAUCGGGAGUGUCCUGUGGGAAGAAGUGGCCAAGGGGACGGCCCCUCGGUGCCUCCCCCGACCCCAGUGGACCUGGAGCUGGAGUGGGUGCUGGGCAAGAUGCCUCAGAAGGAGUUCUUCCUCCAGAGGCAUCCCCCUGUGCUGCAGCCGCUGGCCUUGCCCCCGGGGCUGAGUGUGCGCUGGGCGCUAGAGCGGGUUUUGAGGCUGCCAGCUGUGGCCAGCAAGCGCUACCUCACCAACAAGGUGGACCGCUCCGUGGGUGGCCUGGUGGCCCAGCAGCAGUGCGUUGGGCCACUGCACACUCCUCUGGCAGAUGUAGCAGUUGUAGCCCUGAGUCACCAGGAGCUUGUGGGGGCUGCCACGGCCCUGGGGGAGCAGCCAGUCAAGAGUCUGCUGGACCCCAAGGUCGCUGCCCGGCUGGCCGUGGCAGAGGCCCUCACCAACUUGGUGUUUGCUCUAGUCACUGACCUCCGGGACGUGAAGUGCAGUGGGAACUGGAUGUGGGCAGCUAAGCUCCCAGGGGAGGGCGCUGCACUGGCCGAUGCCUGUGAAGCGAUGGUGGCAGUGAUGGCGGCCCUGGGUGUGGCAGUGGAUGGUGGCAAGGACUCUCUCAGCAUGGCGGCCCGGGUGGGCACUGAGACCGUGAGGGCUCCUGGGUCACUGGUCAUCUCAGCCUAUGCUGUGUGUCCAGACAUCACAGCCACUGUGACCCCAGACCUCAAGCAUCCUGGAGGGCGAGGUCAGCUGCUCUAUGUGCCUCUGAGCCCUGGCCAGUAUCGCCUGGGGGGCACGGCUCUGGCCCAAUGCUUCUCCCAGCUUGGGGAACAGCCUCCUGACCUGGACCUUCCUGAGAACUUGGUGCGUGCCUUCAGCACCACCCAAGGGCUGCUGAAAGACUGCCUCCUCUGCUCAGGCCAUGAUGUCAGCGAUGGGGGUCUCAUCACCUGCCUACUAGAGAUGGCCUUUGCUGGGAAUUGUGGGAUAGAGGUGGACGUGCCUGCCCCUGGGGUCGAUGUGCUGCCUGUGCUGUUUGCCGAAGAGCCAGGCCUGGUACUGGAGGUGCAGGAGCCCGACCUGGGCCACGUGCUGAAGUGUUACCAGGAUGCUGGCCUGCACUGCUUACGGCUGGGCCUCACGGGCAACGCUGGGCCCCAUGCCAUGGUCCGGGUGUCAGUGAACGGGGCUGUGGUUCUGGAGGAGCCUGUUGGGCAGCUGCGAGCCCUCUGGGAGGAGACGAGUUUCCAGCUGGACCGCCUGCAGGCAGAGCCAGACUGUGUGGCACAGGAGGAAAAGGGGCUGAAGGAGCGGACAGGGCCCAGCUACUGCCUGCCCCCCACCUUUCCCGUGUCUUCCAUGCCCCAGGAGCCUGGUGGCCCUGCCCCCCGAGUCGCCAUCUUGCGAGAGGAGGGUAGUAACGGAGACCGGGAGAUGGCUGAUGCCUUCCAUUUGGCCGGGUUUGAGGUGUGGGAUGUGACCAUGCAGGAUCUCUGCUCUGGGGCCAUCGGACUGGAUACCUUCCGGGGCGUGGCCUUCGUGGGUGGCUUCAGCUAUGCAGAUGUGCUGGGCUCUGCCAAAGGGUGGGCAGCUGCCGUGACCUUUCAUCCAAAGGCUGGGGCUGAGCUGAGGCGCUUCCGGAAGCGGCCAGACACCUUCAGCCUGGGCGUGUGCAAUGGCUGUCAGCUGCUGGCUCUGUUGGGCUGGGUCGGGGGCGACCCCAACGAGGAGGCCGGGGAGAUGGGCUGUGACCCUUGGCCAGCCCAGCCAGGCCUUCUGCUGCGCCACAACCUGUCUGGACGUUAUGAGUCUCGCUGGAACAGCGUGCGUGUUGGGCCUGGGCCGGCCCUGAUGCUGCGUGGGAUGGAGGGUGCAGUGCUGCCUGUUUGGAGCGCCCAUGGGGAAGGCUACAUGGCAUUUUCUUCCCCGGAACUCCAAGCCCAGAUCGAGGCCAGGGGCUUGGCUCCACUGCACUGGGCAGAUGAUGAUGGGAACCCCACGGAGCAAUACCCCCUUAAUCCCAAUGGCUCCCCAGGGGGCUUGGCUGGCGUCUGUUCCCCUGAUGGCCGCCACCUGGCACUCAUGCCUCACCCUGAGCGGGCUGUGAGGCCCUGGCAGUGGGCGUGGCGGCCCCCUCCAUUUGACACCCUGACCACCUCCCCCUGGCUCCAGCUCUUCAUCAAUGCCCGAAACUGGGUCCAGGAAGAAGGUUGCUGAGCAGGCCAGGGAGGCCCCCAGGACUCAUGUGUGUCCCCAGGGUGUCUGCUGCUCUUUCCCCCCAUCACCUGCAGGACCCCCUGUGUAUUUCCAAACCUAUCUUGGACAAGCAAGGACCAAAAUGCCAAAGAUGGCAGCUAGUUUUAUAAUCUGCCCAUUUUGCCUGUUUCCAGUUGCCCUGCUCUGUCUAACACGUUUUGUCUUCCGUGGGCCCAGGAAGCAGCAGGUGGUUCAGAGCGGAAGUUAGGAUGCAUCAGGGGGGCGGGGGGCCUCAUCCCAUUGGACCCACUUAACCUGUUAACCACCAUGUGCCUCAUGUCCCCUUGUCUGGGCUGUGAUGCCCUCUCUUUUUCAUUGGAGUUUAUGGGAUGGGCAAGUCAGCCCCUCAGGACCUCAGUGUUCUCGUUUAAAAAAUGGCAGAAGCUUUCUGGGUUUCCCUUCUAAAAUGCUGUGCUGUGCUAAGUGUAAGGGACUGUUUGCAGGAGUUUCUCUGAUGGUGCCUGGCCGUCUUGGCUGCUGUGGCCCUGGCCUCUGAGCUCAGCACCCUGAGUUUUGCUUCUCCUAGGUUAGCAGCUCCCAUUCUCCCAAGGUGGGUGUCAUCUCAACCCUUGAACUGAGCCUUUAGAUGUAUGAGUACUACAUCUUCCUUCACCAAAUGCUGUCAUUGCCCCCAGGGAGUUUAUGGUCCAAUGGAAUUUAAAAUAUUAGCCAUGUGUAUGUUCUAGGCAUUUUGUAUGUAUCUAAAUUAUUUCCCAUAAUUCAGCAAGGUACUUAAUAGCCAUUUUGACAGAGGAGGAAGUAAGGUUAAAUAAAUUGCCCAGGGUCACACAGCUUGUAAGUGGCAAAGCCAGGAUUUGAUUUGGGGCUGCCUUUGGAGAUCCUGGUGGUGUAGUGGUUAAGAGCUACAGCUGCUAACCAAAAGGUUGGCAGUUUGAAUCCACCAGGCACUCCUUGGAAACUAUGGGGCAGUUCUACUCUGUUUUAUAGGGCCCCUAUGGGUCAGAAUUGACUUGAUGGCAAGGAGUUUGUUUUUCCCCCAAGGCCAUUGCUUACCCAUGCUACAUUUCCUUCCCACCAUUAUGCUGUCCCACAUCCUGGAGACAACAUUAUCAAGAUUUCUCACUGACAGUUAUGUCCUAUGUCCACUGCUUCCUUCGUGUGCAUAUGUGUGUGUAUGAAGUCACUUCUCAUGGCUGUUUUGCAAACUCAAGACAUUUUGCCUCCUAAUAAAUUUUGUAGCUCAA
Messenger RNA from Loxodonta africana (African savanna elephant), 6807 nucleotides. RefSeq names its product phosphoribosylformylglycinamidine synthase (gene PFAS). Lineage: Eukaryota; Metazoa; Chordata; Mammalia; Proboscidea; Elephantidae. Gene Ontology annotation, biological process: 'de novo' IMP biosynthetic process. The transcript has 28 exons. The record is from RefSeq and is a predicted model, not a curated record. Gene Ontology annotation, molecular function: phosphoribosylformylglycinamidine synthase activity. Bases 1547 to 5563 code for a protein of 1338 amino acids.